Molecule: messenger RNA, 3331 nt
Organism: Branchiostoma belcheri (Belcher's lancelet)
Lineage: Eukaryota; Metazoa; Chordata; Leptocardii; Amphioxiformes; Branchiostomatidae
Exons: 11
Coding region: 486-2279 (597 amino acids)
Source: RefSeq, a predicted model, not a curated record
AUGUUACUGUGUGAUAAAACGUAUUUUUCUCUUGUAGACGAAGAAGUUGUUGUCGUCUUGUGAUUACAGGUGAAGGUGCAAAGGUCAAGAAUGUAGGGAUGAACCAUUAACGCUAGCAAAGGGCUUUCCCAAAACAAAUAACAACAACAUCCCCACAGCAGUUAAGUCUUUUUAGUCUAUAGAAUAUAUGUAUAACAAUGAAAGUAGAAUCUGAGCCUCGUUUGUUGAAAAAUACGCAUUUCUUUGACUUUUGAUAGUUUUGUUUGUGAUUAUUGGUUUGUCCCCCUUUAGUGAUUGGUCAUGCUGAUGACCCGAGGCGACACCGCCAACAUGGCUGCGCGAUUUGAAAGUCUCUUUGUUUUAGAGCAAGUUUGAACACGUUCCGCCGCCUGACGCUACAGAAAUACCAGAAAGAGGCGUUACACCGUAACGCCACCACACCUUCUUCCAAUGUGGUAAACUAUCUUUCAUAAAUAUUAGCGAAAAUGUGGAGAUUUUCGGUACAGGGACUGAUCUUUUGCGAGCUCGUUUUGCAAGCUGUUGUUUUGGCGACGACGCUUAACUUCGAGGUGAAUUCUGGAGAUGCGGAGAAGGGCAGAACCCAGCUAGCCGAGAUCAGGAAGAGAAGUGAAGACCCCAGGUACGGGACAUGUUGGACCACGGCCCUGGCGAGGGUCGAAACCGGCUGCAAACGGUUAACAGAUGACGAGCAGAGUCGGAUGGCCAUAGCCUUUGCGAACUGCCAUCUGGCCAAGUCAGGCAAGAGAGAUUACGCGUGCAAACCUGGGCAAACCAUACAGGAGUGCACGCAGGAUAUGGAUGACUUGGCUUUCUCAACCUACACAGAAUUCUUCACGCAUACGCAAAAUAUCUGCUUCUUUUUGCAAAACCAGGUCUGGCAGGAAAGCACAGAAAGAACUGUCUCAAUGUUGGCUGACAACUCAGACAAAGUAGCACACAAACUGGAGUUGACAGCAGAGAUGCAGGAGAUGGUCAUCGCUCGACAGAACGCCUCUCUCAAGAAGCAAGAAGACAUCUUAAGACAUGAGGAGGCCUUGAGGAAAACUCUGAAGAGCUCCACUGAGAAUGUACAGGCAGCCUUUGAUCAGAUGAAGCAGUCAGCCAGGGAGCAAAGGGCUCUGUUUGGGGAGGUCUUUGGCAGGAUAGAAGACCUCCAGGCCAUGGUGCUGGGAGAGUUUACAGGGUUCUACACGCUGGUGUUCAUCACCCUGUCUGCCAUCAUCAUCUACAUGCUGACCUCCACACCCCGCACCAGCAGUGCUCGCUUCUGGAUGUUCCUCAUCCUGCUGCUGAACGCCGGCAUGGAGAGACUCAUCGCCAACAGAACUGUACUGGAGACAGAUGGGCAAAGUGCUACUGAGCUUGUGUACGAGCGUCUCUGGUUCUGUCGUAAGUUCUUCUGCAUGGUUGCCAUGACAGUGCUGGCUGUGUGUAGCUACAGGUAUAAAGACUACAACAAGAUCAACAAUGACCUUCUUCUGAAGAUAGAACAGCAGAACAAACAGCUGCAAACUGCCCUCUGCAAAAUACAGACCAGUCCCCUGGGCAUGUUUGCAGGAGGAGGAGAUGGUAAGGAUGAGGUGGAUGCAGGGGAGAGGGACUUUGAUAUAUCAGAUGCAGAUGACGACACCUUCCAUGGCUCCGAUGACAGUGACUCUGAUGAUGCUGAAUCCAUGGCAACAAGCAACAGUCGCAGGACGAGUAGGACAGGUAACACCAUCUCAUUACUCACUGAAAAAAUUGAAAUCCUUCAGGAAGGAAUUUUAAAGGCUUUUCUGACAGGUACCCCAGUAGUGAACAUUGCCACAGGACUGUUUACACCAAUCCAAGCUGACCAGCCUCACGUGGCCACAGUCAAGCCAGAAGACUUCCAAACCCCCGACAGACCCCCAAGCAGAAACAGCGAGGACAGUGCAAUUGGGUCAGGUCCAGAGCCAGAGCCUGGUCCCUCGUCCCCCACUGUACGGAGGAGAAUAGGCCGACCCAAGGGUAGCAGGAACCACAGGGAGAGUACACCCAGCAUAGAGGACAGGGUUGUGAGCCCUGGCAGUCGGUACAACUUGCGCACCAGGAGGACCCCCCAGCCCAACCCCGUCACCACCCAGGAGUCCCCCCGGAGCUUUGCGCGGAAGGUGCACACUCUCGCCCGCAUCGCCAGACACAACAGCCACGUGCUGCGGAUGACACGUGAUGAUGACGGUGACGACAAACCCACGGGCACCGUGCCCAAGUUCUUCUCAUCAGACGAGGAUGACUGAAGCGCACCUAUCAAUGUUAACCCCAUGACAUGUUUGGAAGUUGUUUUUUUACAACUUUGUACAGUCAAGCUGUGCAUUGAGCAAUUUGUAAACUGCAAUCCGUUUUGAGCAGUAUUGUUGCAUGAGUGUUGCAAGGCAGAUUCAAUGUCUCUGUUCAUUGUAACUGGUAACCCUGUGUACAUGAACAUUUUUCAGCAUUGACUUGACUGUACACCUAUCUUCAUGCUGUGCUUUGUACAUUGCUGGUACUGGUAGUGCUAACAGUUCCAUAAAUUCUGUUAUGAAACCUUGAAGUUGUCUAAUCGGAAGGUAUGGUAAGAGUUUUACUUCUCAUCUUAAGAUAUUUGACAUUUCAAAAUAUGUAUGAAGAGAAACAAACAGGUGUGGGCAUUUGCUGUGACAUUGUGCAAGUCUUAUUUAUUGUUACCCUACCCUUUCAAUGCAGUGCCUUGUACACAUUCACUUACAAACAGACACACAAACAAAUUCUGUGGGAACUUCCCACUAGUGCCUGUUUAAAGUACUAGUGAGUUUUAAGUACUAGUUUAACUAGUAACUGUUUCUUGUGAGACCUUUAUUGGUUUUUCAACAUGUUUUCCUAAUCUUCAUUCCUUACAAAUGUGCAAUCUAACUAGUUUGUAAGUACUUACACUCUCAAAGGGUCCAACAGUUCUUUUAUAUUCAUAUAACCAAGAACCUCACUGCCAGGUAUUUUAAGCAUUUAUAAGAUCACAGUGGUGACAACUUUUAUGGCUUGUUUAGACUUGUAUGUUUUUAAAGUAGUUUGAAAUGUUGGUUGAAUAGGUGGAUAUUGGCAUUAGUGUGUAUUUUAUUUUGUAGUUGAGAAAAGUAGUUCCAACAUAGAGCUCAUGACAUGUAACAGUGCCUUUGAAAGGUUUGGCCUACACUGGACACGAACUAUGAAAUCCUAUUUUAGAAGUUGUGCCUUAUAUCACCAAUACUUUAUCAACCUUUUAUAGAUAUCUUUUUAUACUCCAUUGAUUCAACAUUGUUCACUUUCCAUGGGACUGCAUGGUUACUGUUGAGUAGAC